Messenger RNA from Phyllopteryx taeniolatus (common seadragon), 2582 nucleotides. RefSeq names its product zinc finger protein OZF-like. Gene Ontology annotation, molecular function: RNA polymerase II cis-regulatory region sequence-specific DNA binding; DNA-binding transcription factor activity. The transcript has 2 exons. The record is from RefSeq and is a predicted model, not a curated record. The coding region runs from base 491 to 1765 and encodes 424 amino acids. Gene Ontology annotation, biological process: regulation of transcription by RNA polymerase II. Lineage: Eukaryota; Metazoa; Chordata; Actinopteri; Syngnathiformes; Syngnathidae.
ACAAAAUGGCGACUUCGUAUGUCACAGUCCGCAGACAUUUUUUUUCGUUUUUUAAGUAUUUAACAAAAUUUGGACGAGGUAUUCUCUCUUUUUUUUCUGUUGUUGUUAGUCUAUUCGCAACAACGAUCCGAGGUUUGUCCAAAUGGAGAUGCCGUACAUUUGACGUCGUAACUGCACUUCCGCAUACGUUUUGGUACGCAACCACACGCUCGUCACUAAAUCAUUCUUCCUAAAUUAGUACUGAUUUACCACACUGAAUCCUCGACAGAGUACGUUUAGCAUUGUUUUGCUGGACAUAAACAUCAUUUUUGUAAGUCUUCGUGUCCGGUUAAACUCGUCUCGGUGCACGUCGAAGCUUCUCGGCCUUGCUUAGCUGAGUUUAGCUUAGCUUAGAUUGCUAGCUAAAGGAGACGCCUUUGUUAUCAACACAUCGCUCAGCAGCGAUCAAGUGUAAAAAGUGUUGUCAUCAUCUUGUGGGGAGGGGAAAAAAAUGUGUGCACGAACCAAAGUAAAGUACGAGGAUGAAAUUUGUGCGACAAAAGAGGAGAACGAGCGAAAACGUCAACGACUGGACGCUGUUUUGAAGAAUCCUCGAGUUGUGUUACACAGAGCAGACGCCAGUGUAAAAAAUCUUUGUCCUGACCAGCAGGGGCCCGAGUUCCCUGACAUUAAAGAAGAGGACGAAGAGCCCCAUCACGUCAAAAAGGAGGAGCAGCUGGUCUGCAUCAAAGAGGAGGAGGAUAUCGCAGAGUUGCCAGUGACUGGUGUCCUUUUGAAGAGCGAAGACGAAGGUCAAUAUGAGGGGAACAGAGGGGCGGAGCCUCCAAGCAGCAGCUCAAGUCAACACAUGAGAACAGAAGGUGAUGGAGACCACUGUGGCCUCCUCGCUCCAAUAUCAGAUAGCGACGACUUAACAUCACACUCAUCUGAUCACAAUGAUGAUGAUGAAGAUGAUGAAGAACAGUCUGAAGGUGAUGUGACACGUCACACUGGCAAAAAACGCUGGAAAUGUUCUCAGUGUAAAAAAACGUUUUCCUCCAAGUCUGUUUUGAAAAAACACACAAUAGUCCACACUGGAGAGAAACCUUUUACCUGCUCAUUUUGCGGUCAAAGAUUCUCUCAGAAAGUGAACUUAAAAAUACACACAAGAACCCACACUGGUGAGAAACCCUUUGUCUGCUCAUUUUGUGGUCAAAGAUUCUCUCAGAAGGUGAACUUGAAAAUACACACAAGAACACACACUGGUGAGAAACCUUUUGCGUGUUUGAUUUGUGGUCAAUCUUUCUCGAUUAAGGCAAAGUUAACAAGGCACACAAGAACCCACACUGGUGAGAAACCUUUUGCCUGCUCAAUUUGCGGCCACAGAUUCUGUCAGAAGGAAUACUUGAAAACACACACGAGAACACACACUGGCGAGAAACCUUUUGCCUGCACAGUUUGUGGUCAAACAUUCUUUCAGAAGGUAAACUUAAAAAUACACACAAGAACACACACCGGUGAAAGACCUUUUGCCUGCACAGUUUGUGGUCGACGAUUCUCUCACAAGCAAACCUUAAAAAUACACACAAGAACACACACUGGCGAGAAACCUUUUGUCUGCUCAGUGUGUGGACAAAGAUUGUCUUCAAAGGAAUGCUUGAGAAGACAUACAAGAAUGCACACUGGAGAAAAACCCUUUGCAUGCUCAGUUUGUGAGCAGAGAUUCUCUCGUAACGAUCAGCUUAAGAGACACAAGUGUGCUGGGAGGAAGAGCGGCGACCGGUGAAGCUUUAAAUGAAAACUGGCAUGGUUAGAGACAAAUUUGAAAUAUUCUACACUUGCAUUCUUGCCUACUGUGGACAGUUGUUGAGUAUUAACACUCGUGCUUGAUAACAAAAUGUAUCAGGUUUAACCGAUGUUUUUGUGAAGCCCAUAUCGAGUAAGCGAAUGAUUGAUUGAAAUUGCCUGUGAAGAGCCUUUGACUCUUUGUUGUAAGAUGAAAAACGAUGAUAGUUAGUCAGUUAACUUGUAUAUCAAUAUAUCAUAUCAAAAUGUCCCCAACUGAAAUGCCAUUAAUCCGCCCCCCCCAAAAAAAACCACCAUAUUUGUUGUUAUGUGUUCUUGACAAAUAAAAAUAGCAGUGUUGUAUAAAGCCAUUGAGACAAUAUGAGGAAAUAAGUCUGAAAGUGCAUCAUCUCUUUUGCGGUUGGGACAAGCAAAUUCCAUUAGCCCCAAAAUAAAAAAUUCAAUUGACAAAAUAUAGUGAAAAGCUGUUCUAUUGACAUGUUCAGAAAUGUAAAUGUAUUACUAUGGCAACAGCAUAGUGCUGUUUUUCUUUUCUUUUUUAUUCAGUAAAUUGUUCCAACAGAAGAUCAGCAUCGAAAGUGCUACACAGGAAGACAUUUCAAAAUCUGUAGAAAAUCUACGUUAUAUACUCUGUAUCAGUGUUUCAAGAAAGAUUUUGACCCCUCCAAAAAAGUAUAUUAAUGUUUCGCAAGUCGUAUUGAACCGAUGCACCCAUUUUACAAAAAUCGAAAGAAAAAUGUCACCCAAAAAAAUGUUGAUCUCGUGUCAAUUUACAAUACAUGCUUUUUAAAAAAAUA